GAGAGAGCGAGAGAGAGAGAAAUACAUGAAGUUAUACAACGAUACUAGAUACUGUUUCUGUGAUUUUUUCCUGUACCUGACAAAGAUGUAAAGCAGGGAGUGGAGUGUUACACAUGAAUUACAUGUAUGUGAAAAAUAAAAGAAUAACAACAAAUAAAUGGACAAUGUGCCAAAUUAGCAAAACAGGGUAAAGGUAUACUAACAUUAAACGCGUUAAUAUAGACGUAGAGCAAAGCGUUAUUUAUUUUAUCCACCAGUAUUCAGACAAGCCCCGCCUCCCACGGCAGGAUUGGCUAGCGUGAGCUCCUCACAGCCACCGCCGCUCUGUGAUUGGACACUUAGAAGUCAAUCACAUAGCUGUGGCAGCUCCAGCGAACAGCGAUCAGGUCAAGGGCGGGACUUGUCGGAAUACUGGUGUGAAGAAAAAAUAACUCAUGCUGGACCCUUGAUUACUCAUUCCGUCCAGGUACAGCGGAAGCCAACCGACCUGAGGUGCUCCGCUCCCGCUAUUCUUGUCUGCCUGCACCAGAUUAUCGGUUCAUUUCGAGUAGCGUUAUCGUGCCUCUUUUGCAGCAGCCGCGGCUGUGCCUCAUAGGGAAUUACAGGAGUGGGAAUACGUAUUAUAUGGACGUUUUUGUGUUUCAGUGCACUCGCGCGGGGAAAUGAUGCAUUGAGGACGCGUCUUAUCUUCUGAGCUCCAUUACACCCACCUCGAUCGGCGCGAAGCAUCACAAAUGGCUACUCUUUUGCGGAAAAUCGGUCUAAUUCGACUGCACGACCGAGACACGGAGGACCCAAAGCAUCACCACCAGGGCUCACUGAAAGGGACUAAAGGCAACCAGAAGAACAACAACACGAAGCACUGCAACACCAGCAACGAGACCAACAACAUCCUCAGCACGCCAGAAAUCAAAGCCAGGCGCUUCGACGUGUCCGGCAAGGACAAGCCCGCCGUCAAACCGGACAAACCGAGCAAGGACGCGAAAGAGAAGCAGCAAACGGGAGGCGGCAAAGCGACGAGCGGCUCCGUGAUGCCCCCGCCGGCGGCGAACCGGCAGCACUGCACCCAGGUGCGGACGCGGAGGCUGAUGAAGGAGCUGCAGGAGAUCCGGCGGCUCGGCGACAGCUUCAUCACGGUGGAGCUGGCGGACGAUAACCUCUUUGACUGGAAUGUCAAGCUGCACCAGGUGGACAAGGACUCCGCGCUGUGGCAGGACAUGAAGGAGACCAACACCGAGUACAUACUACUGAAUGUCACCUUCCCCGACAAUUUCCCGUUCUCCCCGCCGUUCAUGCGCGUCCUGACGCCGCGGCUGGAGAACGGAUACGUGCUGGACGGCGGCGCGAUCUGCAUGGAGUUAUUAACGCCUCGCGGCUGGUCGAGCGCGUACACCGUCGAGGCCGUGAUGAGGCAGUUCGCUGCCAGUCUGGUCAAAGGACAGGGUCGUAUCUGCAGGAAAGCAGGCAAGUCUAAGAAGGCCUUUAGUCGUAAGGAAGCCGAGGCGACCUUCAAGAGCCUUGUCAAGACCCACGAGAAGUACGGCUGGGUGUCCCCUCCCGUAUCCGACGGCUGAUGUCAGCAUCUUCAAUGGCGAUCCCGACAUGGCUUUUUUCAGUUGGGUUUUCUUCUUUUUCAUCAUCAAACUUAACUCCAAAAAAAACAAGCUAGCGCAUCAUAUCUUACACAUAAACGUGGCACAUUCACCAUCACUCCGUCCUUCACUCUUCUUCAUCGAGGUGCCAUGGACCGAACACUUGCUAUUACUCAUGAGUGGGCGUCUCUGCAGCUACAUACAGCUAUGGACUCUGGAUACAAUUGAGGCUCCAAGCAAAGUUAAAUGUGCACCAUCUCCACUCUAUAUCCUUGUCUGUGUGCCCCCCCCCCUCCAUCCAUCCCUCUUUACUUUUAUAGCUGGCAAUGCAUUGCACUGAACAGCAUCAGACUUGCCACCAUUUACAUGCAAAUGACUUUGUUAACACUUAAUAGAUAAGCAGAUCAUUACACUACAUUUGAGGUUCAGUUUCUCUGGGUUCCUCCUCAUUGGCUGUGCUGUUUUUCACAGUUGGAUGCAACAUGAUGAUUGUAAUUUAUGUAGAGCUGUGCUCCUUCUAUUCCUCUGUACGCGUGGCAAAAUUUAGACAUCACUAUGUUGCGUAGAUGGUCAUUGAUUUCCAAUGGAGAAAAAAACUAGGGCUUUGUUCAGACAGGCAGCAAAUUUCUGAUUUAUUUUUUUUACCACAUCCGACUCAGAGUCUGAACACAUCCAUAAUGUGGUUUGAAAUCCAAAAUUUUAAGAUCUGAAUAAAUCGUUUUAGCUAAUAUAUCUUCAACUGUUUGAUUCUCGCUGUGUCGGAUAGUAAACGAGUGCACGAGUCAGCAGUUUUGGACACUGUAUAUGCAUAAAUGCGUAAAUAUGACUCUUGUGAGUCCAGCACUGCCACAAGAUGCCAUGAUAGACAGUGAGCAGAGGCAAAAUUCCCAGUUUUCUGUCCUGUCUUUCCACACUGACAGCUGCUCUCGGUUGUUAUAUGAGAAAGUCUGGCAUCGUGCUGACGCAUACAUCACUACUAUGGCAAGUAGAUGCAUCGGAUAUCGACUACACAGUCUGAACAAACACACCACUUACUGUCAGUCCUAAAGAUCGGAUUUGAAAAAUUGGAUUAAUAUGCGGUGUGAACAAAGCCUUCUUUGCUUAUGCAGAGGUCUAAGAUUAAAAAAAAAUGUGAACCACCUCUGUUGGUCAUUCUAUUAUUUGUUUUUGGAGAAGACCAAAAGCUCCUAAUUCGGAUGAUUUAGAUACCAGAUGGCAUUAACGAAUGUCAUUGUCCCAAUGGGAUUUUUAUUGGCAAGAGAUAGGCAUGUGACAGACAUGGUGAUGUUUGCACACAAGAUGUUGAGCGUUUGUCUUCAUGGAGCACUGAGAGACAGGACAACGCCGAUCGCGCAGACCUGAACCCUUGUUAGCGCCGACGUAAAGAACUUCGCACCUUCACAUGCCGAUGCCACAGCUGAUGCCCCAAACAUUAAUUGUGCUGAUUCGCUUGUACUAUGUUGGCUCAUAAAUCGAUACGCUCGCGGUUGUGGGCCUGAUUCCUCCACCUUGCACUGACUCUGCAUCACUGUGCUGAUCAAUACUAGACUAGAACAACAGGACAAAAUGGCCGACGGCCCAGGAAAUAAGAUCUCAAGACUGUGAACGUCGCUCUCGGAUCGCGUAAAUCAAAGCGUAAGCUCGGUUACGGCUUCAGACCUGGACUCUGGUAGCUGGUGACGAGAGCCAGAUGAAGAAGGACAGAAGUGGGAAGAGAGAGAGAGACGCUGAGGGGGCGACUCCUUUGUUCUGAAACCUUGAGGAAGGAGGGCGUCUCGUUUAGUUGCCUGAUUGAUGCUCUGAGAGAGCCGCAGCUCGACGCCUUGAUGUUUAUUGACUUCUCCUUCAAAUGUCAGCGUGAAUCCAGAACGCCUCAGACUGCAUCUUGUGAGCGAUGAGAUGUAGAAGAGCUCUGUUUAUUUUAGACCCAACCCAACCCAUGGCGCUCCUCUCCACACGGUGUGUGAAAUACAAAUGACAUGAUAGCCGAAAAAGGCGAAAUCAUGGGUUUUGUUGACACACUGGGCGUUUUAAAGGAAUGAUUCACCCGAAAAUUGAAAUUCUGUCAUUUUCUUACCUGUAUGGUGUUGUAUCUUUGGUGAAACACAAGUGGAGAAAUGCUGAAGUGUGUAUUUGAUGCUCUUUUCCAUAAUAUUGUUGAUCUUAAAAAUAGACAUACAAGAAGGAAAGACCAAAAAUUAAGAAAAUAAGUAAAAAGUCUUGCUCUUCGGUGCAUUUAAACUCCAUGAGUCAUAUUUGAUGUCAGUGGCGUCAAUAAAGUCAUUGACAUGAGUUUGAAGUAUGAAUAUGUGGAAAUGCAAAUGAGAGCUAUGGCGAAGGGGAAGAUGAUACAAGAUCCCACCUUUUUAUGGAAUUUUGGAUUUUGUUGGCCACUCAAUGUUAUCAUUAGACCAACAUUAUGAUACAUUUAUGGUGCAUUUUUUGUCAUUUUGGAGCUUCCCAUCAACUUUAACGAUAUGGAAAAGAGCAGCAAUUACAUUCUUCAGACUAUCUUCUUUUUUGUUUUAUAAAAGAAAGUCAGUCAUACAUGUUUGGGCGCAUAAACUAUGACGGAGUUUUCAUUUUUUGGUGAAUUAUUCCCUUAAAAUGACACUUCAAGGUUGGAAAAAUCAGAUUUCCUUGAUGUGAGAUGCAUUUCAUAUGAUAUAUUGAGGAUUGUCUUCUCCAGACAUGGAAACAGCAUGUGCCAAAAGCUUAAUGUACAUUGUCACCAUUUCCUUGUGUGUUUUCUUGUGUGUAACUGCUGCGCUCUCAGUAGAAAGACUCUUUGAUGUCUCUGACGAUUACAAAUGUCACACAAGACGCUGCUAAUUAAUAUGGCAUUUGAACAAACAAAAAAAAUGAUGAAGACAUUGAUGUAUAAAUGAUAAAAUCAGAAAUGCUCAUGCCCUGAAGGCGGAUGAAGGGGAAACAACACUGUUGAUCCGUAAUUGAUAUUUAUUAUUUCUGUCUAGUAACUUCUUGUGUUAUUGAUAUUAAGGUGAUGCAGUAAAAUGAAUGGUGACUGCGCAGUGCUUCAAAAGGCAAUCCAGUGGCAAGCACUACAUUUUACUGUAUACAGUGAUCAUUUUAUCCUGGUCAUUGAAAUGAAAUACACUUUGAUCACUGAAGAACCUGCAAUUCUUGUUCGUAUCACUGCAGCGAUUGUAAAAACAUGCGUAAACCCUCGUGGGUGGCUUAUUGCAGAUUUCUGUGUCUGGUCGCAGAUGGUAUCUCUUAUCACUACUGAAGUGCAUUUGGUCUUCUCCAGACUCUGUUUGGACAUUAUUGAAAAGUGGUCGUGUGUUUUCCUAUUUAGCGAGAGGAGAUACUAUACCAAGGACUUCUUAUUAUAACCAGUCCAAAAUAUCGCGAAAUUGGAUGUUUUCCGGUUUAAAGCAUAAUUUUGUGAUAUAGUUUAGAUCAGUAGUUUGCAGAAACUAACUAACAGAGUUAAUCGUCCAAACGAGUGAGAUGAUUCUGUUGUAUUAUAUCUGCAUGUGGUCUGUGAUUGUUAGCUAGCUAACUUGUUUUAUUUUUCUUUGUUUUUCAAAAAAAAAGCAAGAAAGUAACAAAAAAGAGCAGAAGCCGCUUCUUUGUAUUUUUUUGUUUGUUUGUUCAGUUUGUCCUAAUUUUCUUUAUUAAUGUCCUUAAAUGUCAAAUUGUGUUCUAUGAAUGUGUUUUAAUUUAUUUGUAGUUUGCCAAAAUGAAGAUUUUGAAGCAUGUUGCAGGCAUUGUCACUGAUGAUAAAAAAAGAAAGAAAAAUAAAUGAAAAAAUAUAAUAUAUGUACCUGAAUUGAAAGGAGUCUGGUAUAUGUAGUGAUCUCAGGCUUUCACGGGGUGAAAGGUAAAACUACAAGACAAUGUGUUUUCUGCACUGCAUAAACAUCAUGCCAGGAUGUGGUCAGAGCAAAACCAAACAGGAAUGUGCAAUAAAGGCUGUAGGCUGAUUCCACCCUGGAACAACUUUGUGUUUGUCUUCCUUGCUCUCUAGGCUCUCUGCAGUCACUGAGGUUUGUAACAUGCGGUUUUGUUCCGCCCUGUGGGUUGGAGGAUAUCAAAUCACCCAUGACGGUGAAUGAUAACACCAGCUUCUCACCAGAACCCCAUCAAUGCAGUGCGCACUGGUCCACAUUUCCCCUCAUUAAGACCAUAUGCACAUUUCCAGAAUUUCUCACUUGUUGUCAGUAAUUAUGAUACAGUAUAACAACUGUGUUCAUUUAUAUGUUUCAAUUAAAAGUCCCUAACAUAACUCAUUGCUAUGCAGCAAAAAUAAUGAGCUGCAAUGGGUCCUGCUCAGUAAU
This is a messenger RNA of Onychostoma macrolepis, 5896 nucleotides long. RefSeq names its product ubiquitin-conjugating enzyme E2Q family-like 1 (gene ube2ql1). NCBI's taxonomy places the organism in Eukaryota, Metazoa, Chordata, Actinopteri, Cypriniformes, Cyprinidae. The record is from RefSeq and is a predicted model, not a curated record. The coding region runs from base 735 to 1574 and encodes 279 amino acids. The transcript is spliced from 2 exons.